AUGAAACUUCUCUCCACCACCACCACCCUCACCAUCCUCAACACCGCCAUCUUCGCUUCCUCAGCCAUGGCCACCACCACCACCUCCUCCUCUCCCGCAGCCCCACUAGAGCAACAACAACAACACCAGCACCACCGCCGUAGUAGCAACAGCAACAACAGCAACAGCCACUACCCCGUCCGCCCCAUCUACCAAUUCCCCAACAACGCCACCUGGAUCGAAAACGUCGCCGUCCGACCCAACGGCAACCUGCUCGUCACGCUGCUCUCCCCAGCAGCCGAGCUGCACGAAAUCGUGCCGCCGGCGUCGCCAUCAACACUCAACACGACAACAAAUCGGCUGGUGCACCGCUUCGACGGCUACCAAGGCCUCCUCGGCAUCGCGGAGACGGCGCCCGACGUCUUCGCCGUCGUUGCCGGCAACUACUCGACCGGUAGCGGUAGCACGCCCGCGUGGGCGCUGUGGGAGGUGGACUUUAGCAGCGCUGGGGAUGUGGGGACGGAUGCGGAGGCGACGGCGGCGGUGACCGUCAGCAGCCUCGUCCCCAGCGUCGCGAACGCGUCGGUCUUGAACGGGCUGACGACGCUCCGCCAGUCUUCCUCUUCCUCUUCCUCUUCCUCCUCCUCCGACACGGACACCGAGCGCCAGCAGCUCUUCGUGUCCGACAGCGCCGCCGGGCGCAUCCUCCGCACUACCAUCGCCGGCAGCGGCGGCGGUAACCUCUCCUCCUCCUCCUACUCCUCUUCUUCUCCUCCAAGCAGCGCCGCAACCUCCGUCGCCAUCACCACCUUCCUCUCCGACGACCACACCACCCCUCCGCCCAACAACUCCACCUCCUCUUCCACCACCACCACCAGCGUCAACGGCGUCCGCUACCGUCCCGAAGACGGGUACUUGUACUUCACCAACACGGCCCGCGAGCUCUUCUGCCGGGUGCGCGUCGACAUCGAUGACGACGACGAAAACGACGACGAUGGCUCUGACGCAACGACGACGACGACCGCCGGGGCGGAAGAGGUCGAGGUCGAGGUCUUGGCGGAGGGGUUGUUCAAGGGGGAUGAUUUCGCGGUGAGGUGGGAGGAGCGGGAGGGGGGUGUGGUGGCGUAUGUGGCGGAUGGGGUUGAUGGCGGGGUGGCGAGGGUGGUGGUGGUUGGUGGUGGGGAUGGGGGUGCGGCGAAGGAGAAGGAGACGCUGGCGGUGGGGGAGAGGCCGACGUCGGUGGGGUUUGGGAGGAGGGUGGGGGCGGAUGGGGAUGUGGAUGUGGAUGUGGAUGUGUUGUAUGUGGUGACGAGGGAUGGGAAGGUGUUGGCUGUGGAUGUGGGUGGUUCUUGA
Molecule: messenger RNA, 1332 nt
Organism: Diplodia corticola
Lineage: Eukaryota; Fungi; Ascomycota; Dothideomycetes; Botryosphaeriales; Botryosphaeriaceae
Product: six-bladed beta-propeller-like protein
Exons: 1
Coding region: 1-1332 (443 amino acids)
Source: RefSeq, a predicted model, not a curated record